Messenger RNA from Hibiscus syriacus, 606 nucleotides. Its product is annotated as LOB domain-containing protein 16-like. The record is from RefSeq and is a predicted model, not a curated record. The transcript has 2 exons. Gene Ontology annotation, biological process: hormone-mediated signaling pathway; positive regulation of DNA-templated transcription. Bases 1 to 606 code for a protein of 201 amino acids. Gene Ontology annotation, cellular component: nucleus. NCBI's taxonomy places the organism in Eukaryota, Viridiplantae, Streptophyta, Magnoliopsida, Malvales, Malvaceae.
AUGGCAUCCUCUGGUUCUGUCACUGGCUCCCCUUGUGGUGCAUGCAAGUUCCUGAGACGAAAAUGCGCCUCUGACUGUAUAUUUGCUCCUUAUUUCUGCUCGGAACAAGGCCCCGCAAGGUUCGCCGCCAUCCAUAAAGUCUUCGGUGCUAGCAAUGCCUCCAAAUUGUUGCUGCAUGUCCCUGCUCAUGAUCGUUGUGAGGCGGUCUUCACCAUUGCUUAUGAGGCUCAAGCAAGGAUUGGAGAUCCUGUUUAUGGUUGCGUUGCUCAUAUUUUCGCCUUACAACAACAGGUGGCGUAUCUACAAGCUCAGUUAAUGCAAGUGAAAACUCAACUAGCUCAAAAUGCUAUGAAUUCACAUCACAUGGAGAAUCAAUGGCAAGGAAAUCUUUGUGGUAUUGUGCCUUCCUUUACUAGUUAUCCAACAACCUACGUGAACCCCAUUUCUCCACAGAGCUCACUCGAGUCGGUUGAACUCAACAGUGGUGAUGCCAUGAAAACGCAAGAAAUACAAAGCAGGGAGGAGUUUCAUCCCCUUAGGAAAAGACCCUACAAUAAUGAUCUGGGUGAGCUUCAAGCACUCGCCCUUAGAAUGAUGAGGAACUGA